Messenger RNA from Mollisia scopiformis, 1000 nucleotides. Its product is annotated as LUC7-domain-containing protein. Lineage: Eukaryota; Fungi; Ascomycota; Leotiomycetes; Helotiales; Mollisiaceae. Gene Ontology annotation, biological process: mRNA splice site recognition. Bases 47 to 913 code for a protein of 288 amino acids. The record is from RefSeq and is a predicted model, not a curated record. Gene Ontology annotation, molecular function: mRNA binding. The transcript has 2 exons. Gene Ontology annotation, cellular component: U1 snRNP; U2-type prespliceosome.
GAUAAACUUCAACAAUCAACAUUCUAAGCCACCAAAACCCGCAAUCAUGGCGGCAGAGCAGAGGAAGCUGUUGGAGCAACUUAUGGGCGCCGGUGCCUCCUCCCGAGCAGCCCAACUGUCAAUUACAGACAUCAAAGUUUGUCGAUCCUAUCUCGCUGGUACCUGUCCUCACGAUCUGUUCACAAACACCAAGCAAGAUCUUGGUCCUUGCCCAAAAGUCCACAGCGAACCACUCAAGACAGAGUACGAAGCUGCCCCGGAGUCGCAAAAACAGAAAUGGGGCUUCGAAUACGAUUACAUGCGUGAUCUACAGAAGUAUAUCGACGAAUGCAAUCGAAGAAUUGAUGUUGCGCAACGGAGACUGGAGAAGACACCAGAUGAAAUCAGACAGACAAAUGCACUGCUAAAGCAGAUCAGCGAUUUGAACAAGAGUGUGGAGACUGGGUUGAUGGAGAUUCAAGUUCUUGGUGAGCAAUCGGAGGUCUCGAGAGCGUAUGAAGAGUUCUUUCGUAUACGACAAGCUAUGGCUACGAAGGCGGACAAGGAACGAGAGCUCAAGGCGUUGUCAGAUACCUCUGGUCCUUCCGGACACCAGAAGCUGCAAGUAUGUGAUGUUUGUGGAGCGUACCUAAGCAGGCUCGACAAUGAUAGACGGUUGGCGGAUCACUUCUACGGCAAGAUGCAUCUUGGUUAUGCCCAGAUGAGGAAAACCUACGAAGCAUUCCCGAAGGAGCUUCGAACGAGAAGACCACCAGUAGCAGAGGAUGGGGAUCACAGCCCAGCAGGAGGAAGAGGGUUUGAUGGCGGUUAUGGUGACGGCGGGUAUGGAGGCAGAGGGUUUGGUGGGAGAGGUGGGGGAAGAGGUGGUGGAUUUAGAGGAAGAGGUAGAGGAGGGUUCAGAGGUAAUUGGUAAUGGGCUCCUACUGGCGUUCCGCGAAGCUGGAGGCGUUGGUGGAUCUCUGAGAUUAAUUUGUAUUAUGAAGCCAAGCAUGAGAACCGU